This is a messenger RNA of Amblyraja radiata (thorny skate), 1938 nucleotides long. RefSeq names its product neurexophilin-1-like. Bases 210 to 1028 code for a protein of 272 amino acids. The transcript has 2 exons. Gene Ontology annotation, molecular function: signaling receptor binding. The record is from RefSeq and is a predicted model, not a curated record. NCBI's taxonomy places the organism in Eukaryota, Metazoa, Chordata, Chondrichthyes, Rajiformes, Rajidae.
AAGGCUCCGCGGGAGGGAGGUUACAGGAGAGGGGAGCCGGGUCCCAGCUCCCGCCAACGAGCGAGGUGGGCGAGGAAGGUGUGCCUUGCUCCGUGUGCCGGUGAAGCCUAAGCGAUGGUGAGACGGCUGCAGUCUGAGCUCACCCCGGAUACCAGGUGCCAACUGUGAAGGCAACACACGCCCGAGGAGCCAGCGAGUUCGCAGGGAAGAUGCGAGCCCAACACUGGUGCCUUGUUCUGCUGCUCCAGCACAGUCUACACCUGGUUGCUUUUACCCUUGGGAAUACGUCAAACGAUGCAAACGACUCAAAGCCCAGUGGCUCCAAAAGCACACAGAAGCAUGUGCUGCUCAAGGGCAACAGAACGUCUGCUCUCAGCCAGUGGGUUAUGCAGGCGCUGCCGAACACUGGGAACUCCACCCUCCUGCGCUUGCCGUUCUCAUCGCCUGUCUCCUACUCCAAGCAGGAUAUCUGGGACUGGCUGGGAAAUAUAUCCGAUCAACACGAAGACCCCAACUCCAGAGUCAAGAGGAGACCGAUGGUUAAGACGGGGAAAUUUAAGAAAAUGUUUGGAUGGGGCGAUUUUUAUUCAAACAUCAAAACCGUGAAACUAAACCUGCUGAUCACAGGGAAAAUCGUGGACCAUGGCAACGGUACGUUCAGUGUCUACUUCCGCCACAAUUCUACUGGCCAGGGAAACAUAUCCGUGAGCCUCGUGCCGCCCACGAAGGCGGUCGAGUUUGACCUGUCUCAACAAACCACGAUUGAUGCCAAAGAUUCUAAAAUAUUUAACUGCCGCAUCGAAUACGAGAAGAUCGACAGAGCGAAGAAGACUGCGCUGUGUAAUUAUGACCCGUCCAAAACUUGCUACCAGGAGCAGACCCAGAGCCACGUAUCCUGGAUCUGCUCCAAGCCCUUUAAAGUCAUCUGCAUCUACAUUUCCUUUUACAGCACGGAUUACAGACUGGUGCAGAAAGUGUGCCCUGACUAUAAUUACCACAGUGACACGCCCUACUUUCCCUCUGGUUGAAGGUUUCUGGAGGGAAAUGUGUUUUUUUUUUCAAAUUAUUCUUAACGUGCUGAGCUGGAGUCGACGGCAGGUGAACUGGCAAACCGUGGUUUCAUGGAGACCACAAUUUAAUAAGGUUCAUGGUGAUUGCAAUUUAAUGCCUGUUGUUAAGUUGUUUUGUGCCUAUUAUUACAGCAGUUUCUGCAGUUCUGUAAAUGGGUGUAAAAUAUGUAAAUUGUUCAGCGCAAAAGAGCUCAGAAAGGCUAGUGCAGAGAAUCAACUUUCCAGGAAGACUCUAACCUCUGAGAUCUAUUUCAGUGGUAUCAGUAAUCAAUGUCGGAGAGCCAGACUUAGCAACUGAUAGACCAAUAGUUAUUGUAAUUGUCAUCUAAAAUCAUAUUUAAUAUUGAAUCCUAUGAGUCAUUUUAGGUUUCAAAAAACAUUAGAUCAAUGUUAAAAUGGAUGAAUAAUUAACUAACUGCCAUUGCCAUUAGCUGAAGACACUGACAAAUUAUGGAUAUUAUGCAAAGUGCCCCACUUGUCUCAACCACUUUCACCCAACAUGUCGUUUAAUAAUUUCCCAUUUCUCGUGGUCUCCGGUGUUGCCUCUUGUCUUCAUUGCAUCAAUUUUGCAGGUCAGGCAGAAUUAAUAUUACAUUAUUCGUCGAGGCAUUUAGAAAGGAAGAGAAGGAAAUCUCACUGUAAAGAAGGAUGCAGAAGCGGGUUUGUUCAGUGACAAGGCUCGCUCUCUUUUCUCUGUGUAGCCUCGUAAGACUCCGUCCGAACUUUUAACUUCUCGCCGACCUGAACAGUGUUGCUUUGUGGAUCUGUUUGCUCCGUGGAAUCAUGCAAGCACAAGAUGCUUCUGAGCAUAAGGAGCUACCUUGCAGCUUAAUUCACGACAAACUUCUAGUUUAUCUUUGUGAAUGUG